UCGAAAUUUGCUGCCAAAAUAAACACUGAUGACCGCGCACUUUCCAGUUCCAGUAGCGCAGUGCUGAAUAGCAAAAAAUGGAAGGGGUAAAACCUUCUGGAGCUCAAGUGGUUAAUGGGACACAAAUAGCCUUAUAAACAUGGGAGCUUCAAAGAUUUUGUCGCUUUAACCUAAUUUUUUGUUGAGUGAGCUUGAAAAGGCAAACAAGUAAACAGUUGUUGUCAAUUCCAAGGUGCAAUGCUUCAUGUUAACUCUCUCUGUUGUUUCCCGAUUUCCUCUAGAAUUGAAGACACAUCUGCCAUGGAUCUUGUGACAAUUAUUCUGUCCAUCAUACUCAUCCUGCUUUUAGUCAAAAUCUAUUAUGACCAAAAACCACAAUAUGAUGACAACUACCCUCCAGGGCCAAAGCCUCUACCAUUCAUUGGAAACUUACAUUUGAUCCUCUUCCGAAAACGUCACUGUGUCUUUAUGAAGCUGUCUGAGGAGUACGGCACCGUGUUUAGCAUCAAGCUGGGUCCAGCGAAGAUGGUUAUCUUAUGUGGGUUUGACACCAUUAAAGAAGCCCUUAUCAACCAUGCUGAAGAGUUUUCUGAGAGACCACAUGUCUUAACGUCUAGGACAUCACUUUCAGAUGGUAUAGUCUUUGCCCAUGGAGAGAACUGGAAGGUAAUAAGAAAGUUUACACUUUCAGCACUACGGGAGCUUGGAAUGGGAAAGAGAUCUAUAGAAAACAAAAUUCAAGAGGAAGCACAAUGUUUAAUACAAGCAAUUAAAUCAUACAAAGGGGAACCCUUUGAAAAUAUGACUAUCAUCAAUGCUGCAGUAGCCAACAUAAUUGUGUUUUUUUUAUUGGAUGACAGAUUUGAAUAUGAUGAUCCAACCCUACUGAAGCUCAUACAUCAUAUUCAUGUAACUGUCAGAAACAUUGGCAGUUUUAUGAACAGACUUUAUCGCAUGUUUCCAAGACUAGUAGGCUUACUUCCUGGCCGCCAUCUGAAAGACGUGGAAAACAUGGAAGACAUGCACGCUUUGAUAAAUAAGGUAUUUACAGAACAGAGGAGUACCGUGGACAUAAAUGACCCAAAGAACCUUAUUGAUGCAUUUCGGGCAAAACAACAAAAGGCAAAACCAGAUCACAUUUCAUACUUCGACAAUGAAUCAUUAACCAUGCUGGUGAGCGAUCUUUUUGGUGCUGGAAUGGAGUCAACAUCUGCCACCCUGCGAUGGGGCCUCCUACUAAUGAUCAAACACCCAGAAAUACAACAAAAAGUUCAAAAUGAGAUUUACAGAGUGAUCGGAUCAACUGAACCCCAAACUGAGCACAGGAAGCAGCUGCCCUAUACCGAUGCCGUCAUUCAUGAAAUCCAGAGGUUUGCUGAUGUUGUACCACUGAAUGUCCCACAUGAAACUACUAAUGAAGUCAUGAUUAGAGGGCACUACAUUCCACUAGGGACCAUAGUCUUCCCAAUGCUGACCUCUGCCCUUAGAGAUAAAGAUUACUUUGAAAAACCAUAUGAGUUUUAUCCGGAACAUUUCCUGGAUUCAGAAGGAAAUUUUAAGAAGAAUGAGGCAUUCAUACCUUUCUCACUAGGUAAGAGAAGCUGUGCUGGAGAAAACUUGGCAAAGAUGGAGAUCUUCUUAUUUUUUACAUCACUGCUGCAAAACUUCACCUUCCAGGCCCCCCCUCGUGCUAAGUUGAACUUCACCCCUGCAUCAGGGUUCACCAAUGCUCCCUUACCACAAAAGAUCUGUGCUAUACCUCGCAGCUAGAACAAAGCCAAGCCAACCGGUGACCAUGGUUGACACACAUCGGUUUUAUUUUUCACAGCAAAGAUGGAUUUUCAUUUCAAGAUUUUACAAGUUUUUUUUUUUUUCUACUGUUUUUUUU
Rana temporaria (common frog) is the source of this 1888-nucleotide messenger RNA. Its product is annotated as cytochrome P450 2B1-like. The transcript has 9 exons. Gene Ontology annotation, biological process: xenobiotic metabolic process. Bases 238 to 1770 code for a protein of 510 amino acids. Gene Ontology annotation, molecular function: heme binding; oxidoreductase activity, acting on paired donors, with incorporation or reduction of molecular oxygen, reduced flavin or flavoprotein as one donor, and incorporation of one atom of oxygen; iron ion binding. NCBI's taxonomy places the organism in Eukaryota, Metazoa, Chordata, Amphibia, Anura, Ranidae. Gene Ontology annotation, cellular component: intracellular membrane-bounded organelle; cytoplasm. The record is from RefSeq and is a predicted model, not a curated record.